GAUUGUGCAGAAUAACUGAACACAGUUUAAAAACGACCUUUAUUUCUUUCUGUAAUCCACUGCAACACUAAUGUACUUAUCCCAGUGUUUCACCAGUGCUUGGACACCGUAACGGUAGAAAGAUUUCUACGUUUGAAACUCUGGUCUUCCAGGAACUUCUUUGAUGGCCUAAACAUGUGGAAAUGGCUUGGAGUGAAUGUGCAAGUGGUGUUGUUGAAUGAUUGUGUGUACUGUACAGUUCUCACAGACAGAAGUCAAGGAUCAGGUGUUCCACUCACUGAAUGUUCUUGGCAACGACCAUCUUGGCCAGGAUCGUCGUUCGCCAAUGUACGGCCUUCUAUAAAACGUUCGCACCAUUCAAAUAUUUUACUGCAGCUAAGAGUCUUAUUAGCGUACAUUCAUACACAAGAAAUUACAUCAGUCCUGAUUUGACUUGAACGCCCUUGUACAUUUAAAUAGGCAUAAUUACCUUAAAAAAAAUGCAUUAUUAACUUCAGAUGUUAACAUGUCAUAUAUUAGAACGUCAGGUUGUUCCGCGUUCUUAUAGCCUGAAUCAAGUCGUCUGGGGCAACAGCAGGCAAUACUGUGUUACCACACUGGCUCACAACAACAUGAGCUGUCAGAAAGGGUUAUUACAGCCGAGUGAAUCAGACAGAGGGAGGUAGGAGGAGAGAGCAUGGCAGAGAGACAGAGAGAGAGAGAGUCAGAGUGAAAGAGCAAAAGAGAGAGGGAGGGGAGGAGGAGAGCUGGGGUGAGGGCUGGUUGAGUGUGUGGGAGUGCUGCACCAGAGAGCAAGAGAACGAGAGGACGUUGGCGGGAUUCAAAAGAGAAAAAGAAAAGCAAAGAGAAAGACUGGAACAAGUGUGCACACGGACAUAGUCGAAAGCGUGAGGACCGUGGGUGUGCGUGUGUCCGUGUGCGUGAGUGUGCUCAGCAAAGUGCACGUGUGUGUAUGUGUGUGUGCGCGCGCGUGUUGAGUUACAGUGAUGUUGGAGCACUCGUCUGAACGAGGCUUUGUGCCUAGUGUGUGUGUGGAUGGCAUGCGCUACUCCUCCACUACCAACAACCCUGUCACCAUGAGGACCAGUGAGGAGCUGCUGCUGAGUAACGGCACAGCUGGGAAGAUGAACGGAGCUCUGGAGCAUUCGGAUCAGCCGGAUCCGGACGCGAUUAAGAUGUUUGUGGGUCAGAUCCCUCGCUCCUGGUCUGAGAAGGAACUGAAGGAGCUGUUCGAGCCGUACGGGGCCGUCUAUCAGAUUAACAUCCUGAGAGACCGCAGUCAAAACCCACCACAGAGCAAAGGAUGCUGUUUUGUCACAUUCUACACACGGAAAGCCGCUCUCGAGGCUCAGAACGCUCUCCACAACAUCAAAACCUUAACCGGGAUGCACCAUCCCAUCCAGAUGAAGCCUGCAGACAGUGAGAAGUCAAAUGCGGUGGAGGACAGGAAGUUGUUUAUCGGCAUGGUGUCAAAGAAGUGUAACGAGAACGAUAUCCGGGUCAUGUUCUCUUCUUUCGGUCAGAUUGAGGAGUGUCGCAUACUGAGAGGUCCGGACGGACUUAGCCGAGGAUGUGCGUUUGUCACGUUUUCUACCAGGGCUAUGGCACAGAAUGCAAUCAAAGCCAUGCAUCAGUCUCAGACCAUGGAGGGAUGCUCCUCGCCCAUGGUGGUAAAGUUCGCCGACACUCAGAAGGAUAAGGAGCAGCGGCGGCUGCAGCAGCAGUUAGCUCAGCAGAUGCAGCAGCUGAACAGCGCCUCUGCCUGGGGCAGUCUGACCGGCUUGACCGGCCUCACCCCUCAGUACCUGGCAGUAAGAGGCCACACCCACUCGGCCACGCCCAUCAGCACCACAUUGCUACAGCAGGCAACCUCAUCCAGUAAUCUCGGAGCGUUCAGUGGGAUCCAGCAGAUGGCAGGUAUGAACGCUCUGCAGUUACAGAAUCUGGCCACUCUAGCAGCGGCCGCCGCGGCAGCUCAGAGCUCGGCCAGCCCGUCCACCGCUAGUGCCCUGACCUCCAGCACAGGCUCUCUGGGAGCUCUGGCCAGCCCAGCAGGCUCCACUGCUAACUCGAGUGCCGGAGCGAUGGGUUCUCUCGGCUCUUUGGGGACCCUGCAAGGCCUCGCCGGGGCCACCGUGGGCCUCAACAACAUUAAUGCACUAGCAGGUAGCGUCAACAUUGCUCACAUGCUCUCAGGUGUGGCUGCCCUGAAUGGCGGCGGCUCAGCCGGCCCCAUGGAUGCCCUCACUCAGGCUUACUCAGGAAUCCAGCAGUACGCCGCCGCCGCCCUGCCCACACUCUACAGCCAGAGCUUACUGCAGCAGCAGAGCGCAGCCGGGAGCCAGAAAGAGGGACCAGAAGGGGCAAACCUUUUCAUAUAUCACCUGCCGCAGGAGUUCGGGGACCAGGACAUUCUGCAGAUGUUCAUGCCUUUUGGAAAUGUCGUUUCGGCCAAAGUGUUCAUCGACAAACAGACCAAUCUGAGCAAGUGCUUCGGUUUCGUCAGUUAUGACAAUCCCGUGUCGGCACAAGCAGCCAUUCAGGCGAUGAACGGGUUUCAGAUCGGAAUGAAGCGCCUGAAGGUGCAGCUGAAGCGCUCAAAGAACGACAGCAAGCCCUACUGAUCUAUUUGCUAGGGCCUCUCCUCUCUGUCCCUACACUGCUAGGAAACUCAUCUCCAUGACUCUUUGCUCAUCGUUUGCCUAGCAUGUCUACGUGGCGUUCAAAAAAAAAAAAAAAACACGUCUCAUCGUCUCGUCAUUGUCUCCGAUGUCUUUCUGAGUUCUCCUGAUCAUAAUCUGGUCUCCUCCUACUGAUCUCUCCUCGACUUUGAUCUUAGCUUGAUCUUUGUUUUUUUUUUUUGUUCGUUUUUUUUUUUUUCUUUUUUUUUUUUCUUUAUUGUUGUUUUUUUUUUGCAUGUGACCUCAUUUGGAGCUUUUAACUGUUAUUUUUUUCUGUUUUUGACCUUUGUUUUGUUUGUGUUCUUUCUCUUUUUAUGAUAACAGUUAGGGGAGGGAAUGGGGGGAAGAAAAGAAGGAAGGAAAAAAAAUCAAUCACAACAAAUGUGAAAAAGCUAAAGCGCUAAAGCCGCGUUCUCACUCGCGAAUAGUUAGGUAGAUAGGUAGAGUCUAUUUAAUAGUUUAACCCGAAGCGUCGUCAUUUUAAGAAGCGCUGUUUUGAACAUUUCGCAAAUGUAACGAAUUAAAAAAUAAUAAUAAACAAACCUGUGGCAAAGAAAUUUUAAAAAAUGCUUCAUUUGCUAGCUUACAAUUUUUUCUUAUGAUUUGCUUUACAUUUCAUUUUUUUAGUUUCUUUCAUUCAUUUAAAGUAAACUUGAAAGUACAAUACAGGGAUUGGCUUCUGGACUUCCUGUCAGGGCGUCUCACAGCAUGAGACGUGCAGGUAGCCUGAGCUGGUUUCUACGAGAACUAGACUACUUCCAAGCAGUUUUAAUAAAUAUAUAGAUAUAUAAAUAUAUAUAUUAAAAAAAAAACUGUCUAAUUGAACUUAAGAGUCUCUCAGAGCGAGCUUGUGGUUUUUACAUUUUUCAGGCAGUGUAAAGUUUUUUGAUAAGGCCAUUUGAAGUGGCUCGGUUUCUCAUUAAAGUCUAUAUAAAACCACUUUUUUCUAGAGUAGUAAAGGUAUAAAAUAAAAAAAAGAAAAAAAAAGCCAAGAAAAAAAAAGAGUGCCCUGUUUGGGGGAAAUGCUACCUACAUGUCACACCUUUUUGCUGAACUGAUCUACCGUUAGACAAUCCGUGGUAUAAAUGCACAUGAAAUGACCUAUAUUUUAUACUGUUUAAAUGUAUAGAGGAAAAAAAACAAACAAAAAAAAGAAAAAAAAACAACAACAGUUUGUGUGACCCGCGUUCCCGUCGGUGCUUUUUGUGGAUUUCAGUCGUGGUUUCAUCACAAGUCUAAUAGUCUUAUUCGUCUUGUGUUUUUAAAGAGAAGACUAAAAAUCGGUUUACUUGAACAUAGACAAAAACCUAUCAUAGUACUAUUGCUACUAGAGUAUACCUGUUUUUUCGUUUGUUUGAUUGUUUUCUUUUGUUUACUUUUUUUUUUUCAUUUCUUUUUUUUUUCCUUUUUUUUUUAAAAGUCCCUAUUUGAAAUUUCUUGUCGGGUAAUUAGCUAUAUAAACCUUUUACAAUGUCAGCUUGUGAAGCAUCAGUGUCAUUCUUCUUAUUAUUUGAAAUUUCGAUUGUGGGAAACAAUAUUUAGUAUACCGUGUUGUUGCGUUCAGCGAAAUGUACUUUUUUUUCUUUCAACGGAAACAUGAAAAAAAACGAAAAAAAAAACAAAACAA
Molecule: messenger RNA, 4308 nt
Organism: Clarias gariepinus (North African catfish)
Lineage: Eukaryota; Metazoa; Chordata; Actinopteri; Siluriformes; Clariidae
Gene: celf2
Product: cugbp, Elav-like family member 2
Exons: 14
Coding region: 987-2624 (545 amino acids)
Biological process (GO): regulation of alternative mRNA splicing, via spliceosome; mRNA splice site recognition
Cellular component (GO): nucleus; cytoplasm; ribonucleoprotein complex
Molecular function (GO): mRNA 3'-UTR binding
Source: RefSeq, a predicted model, not a curated record